This is a messenger RNA of Symbiodinium necroappetens, 456 nucleotides long. Lineage: Eukaryota; Dinophyceae; Suessiales; Symbiodiniaceae. The record is from the annotation of a GenBank genome assembly.
AUGCAAAGUGGCUCUCUGGCCUGGUGGCCCCGGAGUUUGCUGAGAAGAAGCAGCUGGCCAAGAAGCUGCUCGACAAGUUGCAGGGCACGAGCCAGGCCGGGCAGGCGGUGCUGCCGAAUGUUGGCGCCAUCUGCCGGCACUGCCGCAGACAUCGGGGCAAUGCGAUGUUCUGUCAGCACCCAGAAUGUGGCUAUUGUUCGCAUGGGUAUCGUUAUGAUAAUCCUUCUUGCUGCUACGGCUGUGGCACAUCCCCUCUUCGCUGCAACAGCUGCGGCAGCGGGCCCCGUGCGCCGGGAACUUUCUGCACGCAGUGCCAUUACUGUGCUUGUGGAUACCAGAAGACGAGUGGCUACUCGUGAAACUGUCAAGGUCAGUGUGAAUCCCAGGAGCGUCACGCUCUACGAUGAGAUCGCUGCCUGCAGCGAGGCAGCUGCGGUUGAACUAUAUGCAUUGUGA